AUGACCAGAUUCGAGCUCCAUCCUCUCAAGUAUCCUGCGAAUCUGGGUUCAUCAUUUGCCGGGGAGGUCGUAUCGGUUGGAUCUAAUGUGACAAGCCUGAGAGCCGGAGAUCGCGUUGUCACCCUUCGAGGAAGCGACAAAGUGACCGAUUCUCGCUUUGGCGCUCACCAGAAAUACGCCCUAGCGGAGGCAGAAUGGAGCUCUAAGCUACUUUCAAACACAUCUUUUGAAAGUGGCGCAGUCACAAUCCUCAAUCUAACAACAGUCGUCGCCGCACUUUCCAUUCAUCUCGGUCUAGAUCGGCCGCCACUUUCCGGUUCUGCACAGCCGAAUGGUAAGAAAAUUCUCGUAUAUGGAGGCUCCAACCCAAGCGGUCAUCUAGCUAUCAAAUAUGCCGUGAGUGCUGGCUAUACAGUGAUAACAAUCUCCUCGCCUCUAAAUCACAAUUUCGUGCAAUCCCUCGGCCCGACAUAUAUAAUCGACCACACAGCUUCCGCAGAGAAAAUCGAAACGGAACUCCAUCAACAAGGUCCAUACUUUGCUAUCCUUGACACAAUUGGCCUCCCGCCCGUAACAAACAUUACCGCGAACUAUUUAUUCUCCAUCGGCGGAGGCGGGCACAAUAGUCUGACCCCAAGUCUCCCCGGAGCGGAUCCGCUCCCGGAGAACGUGGAACGCAGAUUCGCAUCGUAUGGCUGGGCGUUUGAGGAUCCGGCUCAGGCGGAAUUUGGUCGGUGGCUCUUUGAGGAGUACCUUCCUAAGGGAUUGGAGAGUGGUUUGAUUGUACCUACUAGGGCGCAAGUUGUUGAGCAAGUUGUUGAGGGGAGGCUGGGGAAUGUGCAGCAUGCGCUGGAUCUUAUGGCAGGUGGUACGGUGAGUGGGAGGAAGCUAGUUAUGUAUCUUUGA
Penicillium atrosanguineum is the source of this 906-nucleotide messenger RNA. Its product is annotated as zinc-binding alcohol dehydrogenase family protein. The record is from RefSeq and is a predicted model, not a curated record. Bases 1 to 906 code for a protein of 301 amino acids. The transcript has a single exon. Gene Ontology annotation, molecular function: oxidoreductase activity, acting on NAD(P)H. NCBI's taxonomy places the organism in Eukaryota, Fungi, Ascomycota, Eurotiomycetes, Eurotiales, Aspergillaceae.